Molecule: messenger RNA, 2866 nt
Organism: Neurospora crassa OR74A
Lineage: Eukaryota; Fungi; Ascomycota; Sordariomycetes; Sordariales; Sordariaceae
Product: purine transporter, variant
Exons: 4
Coding region: 991-2646 (551 amino acids)
Biological process (GO): transmembrane transport
Cellular component (GO): plasma membrane
Molecular function (GO): purine nucleobase transmembrane transporter activity
Source: RefSeq, a predicted model, not a curated record
GUCGAGCCGUCUUGCCCUCGCUGCGUGACAUUAUGGCAGCCAGAACGACAAGGUCAUUCCUGUCAUCUUGUCUUAUGAGCCUGCAAGGUCCGACAGAUUCGGGCCAAUGCCGUCCAUGCAAUUCCACUUCUUGAACAUCGCCGGUUCCCACAUCGCCAAGGAUCGCAACCCACCAUCUCCACGCGAAGCUGGGCCCCGGGUGGCCAGCCAUCCCAUCUCUUCCCUUCUUGGGACGACUUGUCCGCCGCCGGUCGGGAGAUAAGAAAUUUUUUAUCGGUUUUUUUAGCCGUUCCUUUGGGAUUUUCGGCUUCCCACACGCGCGGACUGGUCCCCGGUCGGGCUAGCAUGCGCCUAGGGUUCCCCAUCUGGUAACGUACACUAGAUAUGUACCUCACAAUCUUUUGCUCUUCUGAUUUAUAAAGAUGGGCCGCCUACCUCUAGGCCUCGGUCGACUCUUAAGGAUUUCUCCUUCCUUCACCAAUGCUCUUGCGUCCCUCGCUAGGGUUUGGUGAAAGCUUCGGCAACCGCUCAAUGCAAACGUGCUUUGCGCGCCGUCAAUAACAACAUCGAACAAACCUUUCACGUCGACCGUCCUCCACUCAACACAACGAUCUUCAGUCAGUCAAGGGAUCCGACCAAGAUAAUCCCCUCUCCGCCAACUCGGUCACUCAUUGGUCCAAGCUACAAACACUCACGAAUCGUCCGUGCUCUCUCUCGGUUGAUCGUCUCCCAUCGUCCCGUCGACCUUCAGCAUCACCCGAUUUUCGAGAUUCCGCGGCUCGCUGCACCGCAUUGCAAAAAUGGGGAAAGUGGGUGAUUGGGUUGACACUGUCAACCGCAAGGUUGCCGCCAGCAAGGUUGGAUAUUGGUUCAAGCUGGAUGGCUCUGGACAUGUGAGCGCCGUUUUUGGGAAAUGAGUGGCCGCCUGCCUCUUUGCUAAAACGUCGCCAACAGCCCAAAGAAAGGAAGGGGUCCUACUUCUUUACCGAGAUGCGUGCUGGUCUCGCGACCUUCUUCGCCAUGUCGUACAUCAUUGCCGUCAAUUCAAGCGUCGUUUCUGACACUGGAGGAACCUGCGUAUGCACGGCAGAUCCUAACGUGGAUAGGUGGUGUAUCGAUGACCCGACCUAUGCUAUCUGCAAGGCCGAGGUCAAGAGAGAUCUCAUCACCGCCACCGCUGCCAUUGCUGCUUUCGCUACUUUCUUCAUGGGUCUUCUUGCCAACUUGCCUAUCGGCCUUGCGCCUGGCAUGGGUUUGAACGCCUACUUUGCCUACACCGUCGUCGGCUUUCACGGCCAGGGUCUUGUGCCCUACCAGGUUGCCGUUACUGCCAUCUUCGUCGAAGGCUGGGUCUUCUUCGGUCUUGCGCUGCUUGGUAUGCGUCAGUGGCUAGCUCGGGUUAUUCCCCGGUCCAUCAAGCUGGCGACCAGCGUCGGUAUCGGUUUCUUCCUGACCCUUAUUGGUAUGACCUACUCUGAGGGUAUUGGUCUUGUGGUUGGCGAUACCUCGGUGCCCCUCGACCUUGCUGGUUGCCAUCCCUCCUCUCGCGACAGUGUCACAGGUGCCUGCCCUGACAGCGACAAGAUGCGCAACCCUACCAUGUGGAUCGGCAUCUUCUGCGGCGGUGUUCUCACAACCGUGCUCAUGAUGUACCGCGUCAAGGGUGCCAUUAUCGCCGGUAUCAUUCUCAUUUCCAUUAUCUCGUGGCCCCGCACCACCGAGGUCACCUAUUUCCCCUACACCGCUGUUGGCGACGAUGCUUUCGAUUUCUUCAAAAAGGUUGUCGACUUCCAUCAGAUCAAGCACGUCCUCAACGUUCAGCAGUGGGACAUUUCGGGACACGGCGGACAGUUCGGUUUGGCACUCAUCACCUUCCUCUACGUCGACAUUCUCGAUACCACCGGUACCAUGUAUGCCAUGGCUCGCUAUGCCAGCCUUGUUGAUGAGGAGACUGGUGACUUUGAGGGUUCCACCAUUGCUUACAUGGUCGACUCCGUUAGUAUUGCCAUUGGUGCUAUUCUGGGUACUCCCCCCGUCACUGCCUUCGUCGAGUCCGGUGCCGGUAUCGGUGAGGGUGGCAAGACGGGCCUCACAGCCAUGGCGACUGGCGUGUGCUUCUUCAUCGCCAUCUUCUUCGCCCCCAUCUUCGCUUCGAUUCCCCCGUGGGCCACCGGCUGCGUCCUUAUCUUGGUCGGCUCCAUGAUGGUCCGUGCUGUGACGGAUAUCAACUGGAAGUACAUGGGCGACGCCAUUCCAGCCUUUGUUUGCAUUGCCCUGAUGGCCUUCACCUACUCCAUCGCCAACGGCCUGAUUGGCGGUAUCUGCUUGUACAUGCUCUUGAACGUCCUCGUCUGGAUCAUUGAGAAGGUGUCUGGUGGUCGCAUUGUGCCCCAGAACAAGGAGUUCAAGGACCCAUGGGUGCCCGACUUUGGCAGCAUUAUCCCCAUGUGGAUGGUCAACGUUGCCAAGGGCAGGGCUCCCUGGAAGAUGGAUGAGCCGGUCAGAUCGAUCGAAGGAACCACUGGGCCGGAGCCGGUGCUGGUUGGAGAGAAGGGCGAGAAGGGUGACAGCUCUGCCGGAUCGAGGCCAGAUUCCGCGACUGAGGUCCCAGCUGAGCUCGUCAACGAAAAGGGCGCCCAUCAUUGAUGAUGAAUAACAUGAAAACAUGAAUGAUUUGGAUUGUUUUUUAAAAAAAUUAUGGGAUACAUUCAGGAUAUGAAGGGUCGUGAUGAGGGCGGGCGUUUGUAAUAGUUCAUAGAUAAGGAGUUGUAAGAUAAUGGCUGGCGGAAAAUGAUGCACCAUGACUGUAUGGUUGAAGAUACCAAAGAUACCUAAUAAACAAUUCAAUAAACACCUGGGUCUUGAG